Messenger RNA from Hordeum vulgare subsp. vulgare (domesticated barley), 927 nucleotides. RefSeq lists its product as uncharacterized. The coding region runs from base 104 to 496 and encodes 130 amino acids. The record is from RefSeq and is a predicted model, not a curated record. Lineage: Eukaryota; Viridiplantae; Streptophyta; Magnoliopsida; Poales; Poaceae. The transcript has a single exon.
CGGAGAAAGAAUAGCAAGCUCUUUCGCACCGUUGCACGGCACGGGCCAGAAGCUUGUGGUCGUUCCUUCCACCUUGGCCACAGCUAAGCUAAGACCAGCGAUAAUGGCGUCGCCUUCGCCUUCGUUCCUCCUCCAGCUGGUCCGGUACGUGUCGUCCCUCCCGAGCCAGUUCAUGGGGGCGACGGCGAGGGCGCUCCCAGCCUCGAGGGAAGGCGCCGCCGGCGGGGCGAUCCGCGCGCCAUUCGCCGCCCCCGGGCCGCAGCGGCCAGGCACGCCGGCGGAGGGCGCCGGCGGCCAGGGUGGGGUCAUCCAUGAGGCUUCUCCCGUCCCGCUAGAGCUGAUGCACGCGUCCGCAAGAGCGGCGCCUCGGAUGCAAGGCGCUGCCGGCAACAGGACACAUCCACCCACGGCCGGACUUAUGGCGCCUCAGCGGCCCGGGACGCCGAAAGAAGGCGCCGGCGGCCGCGGCGGGAUCAUCCAUGCGGCUUCUUCUUGAUCAGCGCAGCUCGGGUGCAUGCACUUUCGGGAUGGCACGACGGAUGAAGAAGAACAAGAAACUCGAGAUUAGUUGAAAAUUAUUACAGGUUCAUCAAUUUGCUGAUUCGGGUACGCACAGUUCGAGAUGUAACACAUGUCCAGUGUGCGUACGCGCUUCAGGUUCAGAUAAAUUGCCUGAACAUCGAUGGAGGUUGUGGAAUCUACAAAUCGACGUCAAAACAUCUCGGUAUUAUGCUCGCUAGAUGACCGGCCUGUUGUGCCAAACAGCGCAUGAGAAAUAAGUCGGCGUUAAAGUGUAUGCCAAAUAAUGUGGUGUUGCUCUUGAACUACCUUGGUUUUUUAUCUAAGAGGCCAGAGUUGUUGCUUCAUCUAUUUCUGAACAUGUUCCUCCAUGCUGUCAUAGUUAGGCUGGUGUAAUAUGUAAAAAUG